This is a messenger RNA of Peronospora farinosa, 1713 nucleotides long. The record is from the annotation of a GenBank genome assembly. Lineage: Eukaryota; Oomycota; Peronosporomycetes; Peronosporales; Peronosporaceae.
AUGGCGGAUGAAGAUAUCGAUCCAGUGCUGCAUGACGACAUUAAAUCUGCAAUUAACUCCAAGCAAGACACGGACAAACGACUGGAACAACCAGAAGAAGAGUCACGUCGUUCAUUACGUCGUCGUAGUAGGACACGUAGUCCCAGUCACUCACGUCGUCGGCAUCGAGACCGCUCUCGUUCUCACUCAAAGAAUCGACGACGUUCUCGUCGUUCUCGUUCACGUUCUCGCUCUCCUCGUCGCAGUCGUGGAAGCUCCCGACGAGGGAGAGAACGCAGUCACAGUCGUAGUAGAGAACGGACGUCUCGGAAGAAACGCAAGAGCAAGAGUCGGUCCCGUUCAGCUCCUCCUAAAGAAGAGAGAGAGCGCAGUACGUCUGCGGAACGUGCGGAACGUGCAAAGCAGCGUGAAUUGAUGGAGUUGACGCGCGAUCACCGUACAGUUUUUGUCGGACAAUUGACUCAAAAGGUUCGAGAGAAAGACCUGCAGCGGUUUUUUACAAAGACUGGUAAGGUGGAGAGUGUGUUGUUGAUUCGUGACAAGUUUACGAACCGUUCCAAGGGUUUUGCGUACGUUGAGCUGUCAAAUUUGGAAGAUGUGCCGAAGGUUCUAUUGAUGAAUGGUGUAGUACCGGAUUUUCAGUCAUUCCCAAUUAUGAUCAAGGCUUCGGAAGCUGAAAAGAACUUUGCUGCCAAGAAGGAUUCAGUCAUGAAUGCCACUGCAGCAACCUCAACACCUCUAACAGUUGAUGCUUCUGGUGCAGGUCUGGCUGGUGUGAUUGCUGGUGCUGGAAUGUCAGCAUCGGCGUUAUCUGCGGCGAGUCGAAUCUAUUGUGGCAACCUCCACACGAACAUAACGGAAGAUGAUUUACGGAUCGUGUUCCAGUCGUUUGGUGAAGUACUGUCGGUGACUAUCAAUCGCGACGAAAUGGGUCGCUCCAAGGGAUUUAGCUUUAUCCAGUUCAGUAGCCCACAGGAAGCUAACUUUGCGUUGUCCAAAGGCAAUGGGCUUGAGCUAGCAGGCAACUACUUGCGUCUUGGUCCAGUGAACGAAAAUGCGGUGGGUGGCGGAAACAGAAGUGUAGGUGGGGUGGGCGCAAGCGGCGCGGAGAACGAUGCUACAGGUGGGCGAUGGAAGCUAGAGGACGAUGAAGGCACUGGACUAAGUAUGAACGCACAAUCACGCUCGGCACUGAUGGCAAAGCUUGCUGGAAGCGACGUGAACUUGUUUCCUACGUUCAUGGGAGGUAGCGUUGGAACUGUUGGGGGAUACUCCGCAGCCGCUGAGUUUACCAACAGCAUGGCAGCAACUGCCGCGCAGCGAGCGGAACAGGCGGCUGCGCUGAUGUCAUCGACGGAGAUUGAAGGAAGUGAAUCGUUUUGCCUUGUGGUGAAGAAUAUGUUCGAUGUGUACCAGGAACAGAAGAGCGGGAACCCAGAGUGGUCUGCAGAGAUCCAGCAGGACGUCGAAGAAGAGUGCGGGCAGUACGGACCUGUGCUGCACACGUACGUCGAGAAGGAGAAACAGGGCGGUCUCGUAUACGUGCUGUUUGGCAACGUGAGCAGUGCUGUAUCGGCCGCCAAGAAGCUGCAUGGCCGUUGGUUCAACAAGCGUCAAAUUAGUGUUAGGUACCUAUCGUCGCAGGAGUACGUCGGCAUGUUCCCUGAAGCUCGAUCCGCUGUGCAGACCGCGCGCGCCACCAGUUCCCAGUAA